This is a messenger RNA of Notothenia coriiceps (black rockcod), 779 nucleotides long. Its product is annotated as vacuolar protein sorting-associated protein 13D-like. The record is from RefSeq and is a predicted model, not a curated record. The annotation marks the transcript as partial. NCBI's taxonomy places the organism in Eukaryota, Metazoa, Chordata, Actinopteri, Perciformes, Nototheniidae. The transcript has 4 exons.
ACUUGGGGCUCGGGCUGCUAGCCUGGCCUUGCGACUCCUUCUUUUAGGAGCCGUUUGGAGGCCUCGUGGACCUCCAAAAGCCAGACGAGUUCCAGAGAAUGGCUCCUGGACAGGACCAGGAGCUGGGGCAGAAGCAAGGGUUGACUCCAAACGGACCACACCGAUGCGUGUGGUGUCAUAAAGGGAAUUGGGAGGCAGAAAGCUAGCAUGUCUGAGGCUAGCAGGCAGGGGAUAACACACCGAGAGGAACUCCAAAAUCCAGCCAGGGAGUUGAGCCAUGCAGUUCCUGACAUGUCUAUCCACGGCUGCCUGUCGUCAGUGCACUGCUCUCUGGACCUAGAGCACUACCAGCUGAUCCGAGGCCUGCUGGAGAACAACCUGGGAGAGCCUUUCGAGGAUUUCCUGCGGCCCUACAACUUACAGGACCCCAGCAGCUAUACGGUGUUAAGUGGAGAUGUCUAUACCAGCAUGUCUUUCCUGGUUGACAUGAUGGAUGUCAGUUUGGAGCUCUUGGACAGCCCAACACACACAGAAGAUAAACGCUCAUUAGCAAGGUUUGACUUCAUGAAAUCGAAGCUACUCUUUGAGAGUUUCUCCAAUGGAUCCAAGUCUGUUAACCUGGUGUCUCACUCACUGCUGGCAUAUGACACUCGCUGUAAAGGGCCCAACAAAAGCCCAGGGCGGGCCGCAGGGGGACGGCACAAUGUGUUUGACUGCAUCCUCCAGCCCUCCAAAACCGGCACCAACCGGGCCACACUGCAGCUGGAGCUGCAUUACAG